This is a messenger RNA of Amphimedon queenslandica, 2114 nucleotides long. RefSeq names its product putative all-trans-retinol 13,14-reductase. Bases 50 to 1936 code for a protein of 628 amino acids. The record is from RefSeq and is a predicted model, not a curated record. Lineage: Eukaryota; Metazoa; Porifera; Demospongiae; Haplosclerida; Niphatidae. The transcript has 2 exons.
CGCACGUGUGAAUGUCUUGCUUUGCUGACUGUAUAGGAUUAGCUGGAAGAUGGUUUUGGCCCUUGUUCUUUGGGGAUUCGUUCUGCUUCUGCCCCUAGCCUUAGCUUAUUACUAUAUUAAGGAUAGCCUUUGGCUAUUCUCUUCCUCUCCCAAAGGCCAGUCUAUAUUCGACGAGAAACUAAUCAUCAACCCGCCGGGAGAGACAGACAUCGAGAUAGACCAGUCUAAACGUGAUGCUGUACUCAAGAACAGCUUCUCCCCUGACAAAGUCCCCGAUAGUCUCGACGCCAUUGUUAUAGGGAGCGGGUUAGGAGGCCUGAGUGUUGCUUCACUUCUCUCUAGAGCAGGAAAGAAGGUCCUAGUCCUUGAGCAGCAUGACCAGGCCGGGGGCUGCUGUCACGUUUUCAUUGACAAAGGAUUUGAGUUUGACAUAGGGAUACACUACGUUGGGAAGAUGAACCCCGGUAAUACUAAUCGUAUCCUUAGUGACCAGUUGACCAACGGUAAACUACAAUGGCUGUCACUGGACGAGACCUACGACAUGAUUGCAUUAGGAGAAGAAUACUCCAAGAAAUACUAUGUAAAAUCUGGUCGGAAGAAACAAGUUGAGUACUUCAUUGAGCAGUUUCCAAAGGAAGAGAAAGCGAUACGUUCCUUUUAUAAAAAAAUGGAAGAUGCUGCAAAAAUUUCGUCGAUCGUAGGAUUACUUAAAUUCAUUCCAAAGUUUUUGGCAAGGUUUCUCUUAUCGUCUGGGAUUUUGAUGUGGCUGGUACCGAAUCUAAAGUACCUCAAAAUGACAGUAGAAGAAGUCCUCAAUGAAGUCACUGACAAUAAAGAUCUACGAGCUGUACUUACUUACUGCUUUGGGAAUUAUGGUACUCCUCCAGGAAAAGCUCCAUUCUACAUGCACUCACUACUCCUCCUUCACUUCCUGGAUGGGUCAUACUACCCAAAAGGCGGAUCCAGUGAAAUAGCAUACAACAUCAUACCAACCAUUGAAGCUUCCGGUGGGCGUGUGCUAGUAAGAGUGAGGGUCAAGGAGAUAUUGGUAAAGGGUGGAGCAGCUGUAGGCGUGAAAGUCUCCCGUGGGAAACAAGAAUAUGAACUAUAUGCUCCUAUAGUUAUUUCUGACGCCGGACUAACCAAUACCGUCACCAAACUGUUGCCAGCAGAGAUAGCUAGUCAAACCGGUUUGAGCAAGCUAGUAAAGAAAGUGAGACCUGGUCCCGGGUUCUUAAUGAUAUUCAUAGGGCUGGGCGGGACUAAGGAGGAGCUUGGACUAGCGGCUCAAAACACAUGGGCAUUCACCGACCCUGAUGUCAUAAAGGUCGUUGAGAAAUACUUUGCCCUCUCUGCGGAGGAGGCACGGGACUCAAGCGUACCUCUCAUGUUUGUUUCGUUUCCAUCGUCCAAGGACCCGACAUUCAACGACCGAUAUCCGGGGAAAUCUACAUGCGCAAUUGUGACCGUGACCCCAUUUGAAUGGUUCGAGGAGUGGAAGGGAGAGCAGGUUCAGAAAAGAGGAGAGGAUUAUGUUUCGUUCAAGACUAGACUCGGGAGGCGGCUCUGGGAACAGGUCUGUAAGCUCUACCCUCACCUCGAAGAUAAGCUGGAAUACAUUGAAGUUGGGACUCCAUUAAGCAACCAGUUCUACCUGGAGUCUUACAAAGGAGAGGUCUACGGCUUGGAUCAUGAUAUCAAUCGAUUUGAUCCAUCAAUCCAGACCGAUCUGCGUCCACAGCUACCAGUCGAUGGUCUGUAUCUGACUGGACAGGACGUGUUCUCUGAUGGUUUCUCCGGAGCCAUGUUUGCUGGGCUCAUUACUGCUUCGGCCGUACUCAAGAAGAACCUGAUGGGAGAUUUACAACGACUGAGAUCAAAAUGGAAAAAGUUGCACCAAGCAAAUGGAGGAGGAGGAGAAAAGAAAACUAACUAGAAGAGGAAUUAGUAAAAGAAAUAACAUUAGAACUGCUAGCUGUGAUGUGCAUACAUGUACAUGUUUUAGCUGAUUCUGUCAAAAUUUUCUUACAAAUACUUAAUUAUUAAUUAAUUAAUACAGCAUUUAUACACGUCAUUAGGAAAUAAUAACAUAUACAGCAAUUUUAAAAAUUUAA